Messenger RNA from Pelagomonas calceolata, 1401 nucleotides. NCBI's taxonomy places the organism in Eukaryota, Pelagophyceae, Pelagomonadales, Pelagomonadaceae. The record is from the annotation of a GenBank genome assembly.
CCGAGCUUCUCUUUAAACGUGCCGCGCAGUAGUGCACUCCGCUGCAUUGCUGCCACACGGAUGCUGCCACGAGCGGCAGCCAUGCUCCUUCUCGCCGGCGCCGCGCGGAGUUUGCGACCGACGAUGCGACGCGUGACGCGCUUCGGCGGCGCGCGGGGCCUGCGACCGACGAUGCGACGCUUGACUCAGGCUCCGCAACCGACGAUGCGACACCUGACGCGCCUGCUCGCGACGACGCCUACCGGCGCCGACGCGCUGCCGGCGCUGCGCGCGGACCUCGCCGCGCUGAGCGACGAAGUCGCGAAGACGCGGCCGCCGGCCGAGCGCGUGGCGGCCUGGCAGAACGACAUCCGGGACCUCGAGGCGGCCGCCGCCGCGCCGGACUUUUGGGACGACAGCGACGCCGCGCAGACCGCGCUCGCGCGGCUCGCCGCGUUGAAAGGCGACCGCGACGCCGUCGCGGCGGGCGACGCGCUCCUCGAGGACGCCGCCGCCGCGCUCGACGGCCUCGCGGAGUCGGAAAACGACGAGGAGAGCGAGGCGUUCUACGCCGAGGCGGCGACGGACGCGCUCGACGCGCUGCGAAAAGCUCUUGAAGAAAGACAACUCGCGCAAGCGCUGAACGGCCCCUUCGACGCGUGCGCGUGCCGUUUGGAGGUGCAGGCCGGCGCCGGCGGCCUCGACGCGCAGGACUGGACGGCCAUGGUCGCCAGGAUGUACGCGCGCUUCUGCGACGCGAGAGGUCUGCAGUGCAGGGAGCUCGAGCGCGCCGAGGGCGACCACCCGGGCUGCGUGAAGAGCGUUACCUUACAAGUGGAGGGCCCGCACGCGUUCGGGUUAUUACGGGGCGAGCGCGGCGCUCAUAGACUCGUGCGGCAGUCGCCCUUCAACAGCGCCGCAAAGCGCCAGACGUCGUUCGCGAGCGUGGAGCCCGUGCCGGAACUGCCCGAGGACCACCCGGCUUUGCCGCAGGACAUUGUGGAUUUAGAUGAUAACGACCUGGAGAUCACGACAGCGAGAGCGGGCGGCGCCGGCGGCCAGAACGUCAAUAAAGUGGAGACGGCGGUGCGCAUCGUGCACCUGCCGACGGGCGUCGCCGUAAAGUCGACGCGCGAGCGCACCCAGGCGGCGAACAAGCGCGACGCCCUGAAUCGACUCAGAGCGAAGCUCGCGCUCAUCGUCGCUGAGCAGCGGGCCCAGGCUCUCGCGGACGUGCGCGGCGAGCGCGUCCAGGCCGACUUCGGCGCGUCGGUGCGCUCCUACGUGCUCCACCCGUACAAGCUCGUGAAGGACGACGUCCACGAGUCGUCGCGCGCGCUGGACGUGCUCGACGGCGAGCUCGGGGGCUUUGUGGACGCGCGGCUUCGGGCGCGCGCCGCCGCGUCCGAGGAGACUGAUUAG